Molecule: messenger RNA, 1549 nt
Organism: Thecamonas trahens ATCC 50062
Lineage: Eukaryota; Apusomonadida; Apusomonadidae
Product: actin superfamily protein
Exons: 2
Coding region: 1-1500 (499 amino acids)
Biological process (GO): regulation of transcription by RNA polymerase II
Cellular component (GO): NuA4 histone acetyltransferase complex; SWI/SNF complex
Molecular function (GO): chromatin binding
Source: RefSeq, a predicted model, not a curated record
AUGUUUGGUGGCGAUGAGGUUGCGGCCUUGGUGCUCGACAUCGGCUCGUCGACGACCCGAAUCGGAUUUGCUGGUGAGGAUACGCCAAAGUCGGUCAUGCCGUCGUGUGUUGGCGCACGGGUCGAGCCGGCCAAGGCCAGUGGUGCCGUCGGCUCGUCGGCAUCGGCAAACGAGGCUGCCAUGGAUCUUGAGGAUCCGGUCCAUCACUCGGGCGCAGGCAAGUCACGGUACAUUGUGGGCUCUGGCGCGCUCUGCGUCUCGCGGCCGCACGUCGAGCUCACGCCCAUCAUGCACCACGGCCUCAUCACCGACUGGGAGGGCACACAGGCGAUACUGAACCACGCAUUCACUUCGGUGCUCCAGGUCGACCCCUCGCAACACCCGCUGCUCUUCACCGAGUCGGUCUUCAACACCCGCUCCGCCCGCGAAAAGCUCACCGAGCUCGCCUUUGAGACGUACGGCGCACCAGCGUACUUUGUGGCCAAGGACGCCGUACUCUCCACCUACGCCGUCGGCAAGCCGUCUGGUGUCGUCCUCUCAUCCGGCGGCUCGGUCACCACCGCCUCAGUCGUCUCGGACGGCUACGUCCUGCAGAAGACCGUGGUUCGCAACCACGCUAUCGGCGGCAACUCGCUCAACAAGGUUCUCCAUCACCUCGUCGAGGCCGCCGGAGGCCGGGUCACCCCGCGCCACGGCUUCAAGCUCGUCACCGACGACGAGGGCAACACCACCGUCGAGUACACCGACGACAUCCGCGUCACCCACUCGUACGACUCGUUCACCCGCUCCGCCCUCCUCGACGACAUCAAGCGCUCCGUCUGCGCCUUUGCGCCCGCAGACGCCUUUGGUGCCUCCACCGGCUCGGUCCCGGUCGUCCCGUACGAGCUCCCCGACCGCACCGUCCUCGAUCUCGGGCCCGAGCGCUUCCUCGUCCCCGAGGUCCUCUUUCGCCCGCGCUGGUUCUACGAAGACCGCUUCCGCCCCCACGCCACCGCCUCGGAGCCGGUCGCCAUGGACACCGGCGAAGACUCGGUCGCCGCUGCCUCGCGCCUCCCGGCCGCCCCGCCGCUCACCCCCGACGACUCGAUCCGCAAGCCCGAGUGGCUUUCCAAGCCCGGCACCCGCUACAACGAUGCUGACCCUAUCUCCGGUGACCUCGGCCACCGCGACGAUUCGCUCGGCGUCCACGAGAUGGUUUACAAGUCGGUCUCGCUCGCAGACGUCGACCUCCGCCGCGACCUCUUCGGCUCUGUCAUUGUCACCGGCGGCAACACCCUGUUCCCAGACUUUACCCCGCGCCUCCGCAAGCACCUCGCCCCGCUUCUUCCGCAGACCUUCAAGGUCAAGGUCUCUUCCAUCAACACCCCCACCGAGCAGCGCUUUGCGCCCUGGAUCGGCGGCUCCAUCAUGGCCUCGCUCGGCUCCUUCCACUCGCUCUGGAUCUCCAAGCAAGAGUACGAGGAGCACGGCGCCGCGCUCGUCCACAAAAAGUGCCCGUAACUCGUCUGGCUUUCUACUGCUUGUGGAAGUAAACACAGCACUGCUCGCG